Messenger RNA from Dipodomys ordii (Ord's kangaroo rat), 867 nucleotides. It is a transcript of the gene Smpx, whose product is annotated as small muscle protein, X-linked. The coding region runs from base 358 to 618 and encodes 86 amino acids. The transcript is spliced from 5 exons. The record is from RefSeq and is a predicted model, not a curated record. Gene Ontology annotation, cellular component: costamere; muscle tendon junction; M band. NCBI's taxonomy places the organism in Eukaryota, Metazoa, Chordata, Mammalia, Rodentia, Heteromyidae.
AUUUGAGCCCUGCUUUCCUCGCGGUCAAGCCUUUUGGAGGCAGGCAGUGUAUGGCUUGUAUCAAACUCUAUAUUUAGGAAGAACAACUGUGAGCUAUGACAGGAAUUCUCUUUAACACUUAGCCUUAAACUGAGUUCCCCUUCAGCCCAGAGCCAGGAGCAGCUCUCAGUACUGAGAGAGUCACAGAGCACUCGAGCUAUUUCAGCUACAUGAAAAGCAUCGCAAUUGAGAUCGCAGCUCAGAGGACACCCGGCGUCCCUUCCAUCCUCCAAGGAGCUUUGUAUUCUUGUACCUGGCUGCCUGGGACUUUGCUCAGGCAGUAAACAAAUACAGAGGCAGGGAUAAGACCUCGUGAGUAUGUCAAAACAGCCAGUAUCCAACGUCAGAGCCAUCCAGGCAAACAUCAAUAUUCCAAUGGGAGCCUUUAGGCCUGGAGCUGGGCAACCUCCGAGAAGAAAAGAAUGCACUCCUGAAAUGGAGGAGGGAGCUCCUUCUACCUCGGAUGAGGAAAAGAAGCCAAUUCCUGGAGCAAAGAAACUUCCAGGACCUGCAGUCAACCUAUCGGAGAUCCAGAAUAUUAAAAGUGAACUGAAAUAUGUUCCCAAAGCUGAACAGUAGUUGGAAGACAACAGGCUUGAUGUGAAGAAUUAAGGCAGAAGAGAAUGGACUCAAAUGAAUACAGCUCACUAAAAUUUUUAUAUAUUUGUAUGAAGCUCCCUGAAUUACCUGAGACUCUAGUGGAAAUGAACUGCUUGUACAUUUAUAUCUCUUCCUUCUAGUUGGCUGCAUUUAUCAAUUUAUCUUUAUAUUUGGCACCUCGUAGAGAAAACAAGUCCAUAAGUUCACCAUCUGGAGGGUGUGGCUUUG